Thermothielavioides terrestris NRRL 8126 is the source of this 6174-nucleotide messenger RNA. Its product is annotated as polyketide synthase. Gene Ontology annotation, biological process: fatty acid biosynthetic process; secondary metabolite biosynthetic process. The transcript is spliced from 7 exons. The record is from RefSeq and is a predicted model, not a curated record. The coding region runs from base 1 to 6174 and encodes 2057 amino acids. Lineage: Eukaryota; Fungi; Ascomycota; Sordariomycetes; Sordariales; Chaetomiaceae. Gene Ontology annotation, molecular function: fatty acid synthase activity; 3-oxoacyl-[acyl-carrier-protein] synthase activity.
AUGACAGUCCAAGAUCAGAUCGUUCUCUUCGGAGAUCUGACGUGCGACUAUGUCUCCGGCCUGCGGUCUCUGGUGCCCGUCAGGGAUAACCCGCUUCUAACGUCCUUCUUCGAGAGGGUUGCCUUCGGACUGCGGCAGGAGAUCGGACUGCUCACCACCAGCGAGCAGGCCAAAUUCGUCGGCUUCACCACUUUCCAAGAGCUUCUCGCCGGCGUCCAGCAGGUGUCCAGCCGUCAUCCGGCCCUGGAAAAGGCGUUGGCCUGCACAUAUCAACUAGCCUGCUUCAUCAAGUACCAUACCGCUCCAGGGAGGACGUAUCCCGCCCCGCAGGACACGUGGCUGGUUGGGCUUUGCACUGGGCUCCUGAGUGCGGCCCCAGUCAGCUGCUGUCAGAGCAUCACGGACCUCAUUCCGCUAGCUGCCCACACGGUUCUCGUCGCUUUCCGCGCAGGCCUCUGUGUCGGCGAGGUGCGUAACCGGAUCGAGCCGCAGCCGCAGACUGGUCCUCCCGCGUCCUGGUCCGUGUUGAUUCCGAACUCGGGGGGUGAGGAUCCAGGUCCGGUGAUAGGCCGCUACAAUGAGGAGAAGGGUCUCCCGGCAACGUCCGCUGCGUACAUCAGCUCGUAUGCGAACACGAGUUUCACCCUGAGCGGGCCUCCGACCAGCUUGCAUGAUCUCCUGAACUCUGGCUAUCUGCCCAGCAAGCGAUCCUGCAGCAUCCCAAUCUAUGCACCAUACCAUGCCCCUCAUCUUUAUGGACAGAAAGAUGUGGAGGCCAUUGUCGCGCCGACGCUGCGCUCCGAAUUCCACUCGUACCGCCGUCAGUUCCGUGUGAUAUCGACUGCUGACGGGAAGGAGACCGAGGCGGCCACAUUCGGCGAGGUACUGGAGCACGCGCUGAAAGGCAUCCUGAGGGAGCCGAUUCGUCUCGACCGAGUCGUUAGUUCGCUGGGACAAGCCCUCCGCGACUCCGGACGGGGCGGCAUUGUGCUGCCUAUUGCCACGUUGAUGGGGCAGAGCUUCGCUGGCGCGCUGCAGAAGCACAGCCAGUCAGCCGUGGCCGUGGACCCAAGCAUGAACUUUGCGGCUGCCGUCGACGACAGCGGUGACGGGAGCUCGACAUCGGGCCAUCUUGGCUCCGCGAAGCUGGCCAUCAUUGGCUAUUCCGGUCGCUACCCCGACGCCAGCAACAACGACGAGUUCUGGCAGUUGCUCUACGAGGGCCGUGACGUCGCCAGCAUCACGCCCGAAACCAGGUGGUCGGCGGCGCACGUGGAUCCAACGCUGAAGAGGAAGAACACGAUGGGCACGCCGUACGGUUGCUGGCUGAAGGACCCGGGCCUGUUCGAUGCCAACUUCUUCAUGAUCAGCCCCCGCGAAGCGCCACAGAUCGACCCCGCCCAGCGCCUGGCGCUCAUGACGGCAUAUGAGGCCAUGGAGUUCGCCGGCUUCGUGCCGAACUCGUCGCCUUCCACUCGGCCGGACCGGAUCGGUGUCUUCUACGGCACGACCAGCAAUGACUGGGGAGAGACGAACAGCUCUCAAGACGUGGAUACUUAUUACAUCCCCGGUUCCUGCCGUGCUUUCAUUCCGGGAAGGCAGAAUUUCUUUUACAAGUUCAGCGGACCCAGCUACAGCAUCGACACGGCCUGUUCAUCCAGCCUGGCAGCUCUGCAUCUCGCCUGUAACUCGUUGCUCAGGGGCGACAUAGACACGGCGUUUUGCGGCGGCACGAACGUGCUGACCAACCCGGACAUCACGGCUGGUCUGGAUCGGGGCCACUUCCUCUCCCGGACGGGCAAUUGCAAGACGUUCGACAAUGACGCGGAUGGCUACUGCCGAGGCGAGGGUGUCUGCACGCUGAUCAUCAAACGGCUCGAGGAUGCGAAAGCCGACAACGACCCCAUCUGCGCCGUGAUCCUCGGAGCGUACACCAACCACUCUGCCGAGGCCGAGAGUAUCACUCGCCCGCACGUUGGAGCGCAAAAAGCCAUCUUCGAGAAGGUGCUCACUUCGGCUGCCGUGGAUCCGUACAGCGUGGGUUACGUUGAGAUGCACGGAACAGGAACCCAAGCUGGUGAUGCCCGAGAGAUGAAAUCCGUACUUUCGGUCUUCGCCCCUCCGGAAGCCAGGCCGCGGACCGACGAGGAGCGGCUCUUCUUGGGCUCGGCCAAGGCCAAUGUUGGACACGGCGAGUCCGUCUCGGGCGUCAUUGCUCUGAUCAAAGCUCUCAUGAUGAUGGAGAAAGACACUAUCCCGCCGCACUGCGGGAUCAAGAACAAGAUCAACAGCGGAUUCCCCACCGACCUGCAGCAGAGGAAUGUUCACAUCGCCAUGAAGCCAACCCCCUGGCCACGCCCGGAAGGAGGCGUACGUCGAAUCAUGGUCAACAACUUCUCGGCAGCAGGGGGGAACUCCUCGGUGCUGAUCGAAGACGCGCCCGUGAUCCCCAAGCCUUGCGAGCGCGAUCCACGCUCGGCCCACGUCGUGGCAGUCAGCGCAAAGUCGAGCACGGCGCUGCUCGCCAACAUUAAGUCCCUGCUGAAAUAUCUCGACGAGGCGAAACCGGCGCUGCCGAGCCUGUCGUACACGACGACCGCUCGUCGCAUGCAUCACCCCUACCGCGUCAUGGCGAGCGGCUCCGAGCUGGCUGACAUCCGCGCCGCGUUGCAAAACAAGCUGGACUUGCCUCGCACGCAGCAGAAGUCGCGAGCCGUGCAGCGCGUCGCUUUUGCUUUCACCGGUCAGGGGUCUCAGUACGUAGGCAUGGGGCGCGAGCUGCUCCGGUUCAGCACUUUCCGCCAGGACAUCGACCGGUACGACGCCAUCUCCCAGGCGCUCGGCUUUCCCUCGAUUACGCCGUUGAUCAACCCGCAAAGUGACGGGGACAUUGCCGAGCUGCCGCCCCUGCUCGUGCAGGUCGGAACGACGUGCAUCCAGAUGGCCAUGGCCCGGCUGUGGCGGUCCUGGGGCGUCGAGCCCUGCGCCGUUGUCGGACACAGCCUCGGAGAAUACGCGGCCCUGAACGUGGCCGGCGUCCUUUCCGAAGCCGACACCAUCUUCCUGGUGGGCAAGCGGGCACAGCUACUCCAGGAGAACGUCCCUGCCAACACGCAUGCCAUGCUCGCCGUCAGCACGUCGGUCGACAAGAUCCACGACAUCUGCAAGGGCCUGGAGUACGAGAUCGCCUGCAUCAACGCGCCGACGGAGACCGUCUUGAGCGGAACGGCCGGCCAGAUCGAGCUGGCCCUGCAGCGGGUUGCCACCACCACCGCGUUGCGGAAGACGAAGCUGCAGGUCCCGUUUGCCUUCCACUCGUCGCAGAUGCAGCCGAUCCUCGAGGAGUUCCGUCUGGCCGCGCGCGCCGUCAAGUUCCAGGAGCCCAAGAUUCCCAUCAUCUCGCCGCUGCUCGGGCAGACGCUCUCCUCGAGCGAGCCGUUUGGGACGGAGUAUCUCGCUCGGCACUGCCGCGAGACGGUGAACUUUGUCGGGGGACUCGAGAGUGCGAAGAAGAGCGGGCUGCAGGAGAGCACCAUCUGGAUCGAGAUUGGGGCUCAUCCCGUGGUUUCCGGAUUGCUCCGUGGCAAUUUGGGGUCGGCGACGGUCACUCUCCCGACUCUCCAGCGUGGCAAGGACACCUGGAAGACGCUGACCGCGGGCCUGACGACGCUGUACGAGUCCGGCGUCGACGUCCGCUGGGCCGAAUACCACCGGGACUUCAGCGCCUCGCUCUCCGUCCUCCGCCUCCCGUCCUACAACUGGACGCUCAAGAAUUAUUGGAUGCAGUAUGUCAACGACUGGUCGCUCUACAAAGGCGACGCCCGGUUCCUGCAAGCUGCGCCGGAAAAGGGACUGUCGACCACCUGUGUCCAUCGGCUGGUCGAGGAGAAGAAGGACGGCAACAGGGUGCUUCUCAUCGGAGAGGCCGACGUCCUGCGAGACGACGUUGACCCCCUGGUCCGCGGCCACCGGGUCAACAACGUGCCGCUCGUCACCCCCUCCGUGUACGCCGAGAUGGCUCUCGUGCUCGGCGAGUACCUGCGCAAGCAGCAGCCCCAGCUGGCCGGCGCCAUGGUGGACCUCCAGCACAUGGACGUGCAGAGGCCGUUUGCGACGAAGAGCAAGGGCAAGGGGCCCCAGCUGCUCCAGUGCCACAUCUCGCUCAACUGCGGGACGCUCGAGGCGGCGGUCGAGUUCUGGAGCGUGACGCCCGAAGGCGCCAAGUUGGUCCGCCACGCGCUGGCUACCCUGACCUUCCCGGACAAGGCGCAGGCGCAUGCGGAGGCGCGACAGCGCGCAGGACCCAUCCUGGCGCGGAUGGACGCUGUGGCGGCCAGACUGCAUGCCGACGACCGGGUCCAGAAGCUGACGGGAAAGACAGGGUACCACUUGGUGUCCUCGCUGGCGUCGUACGACCCGGCGUACAUGGGCGUGUCCGCUGUCCUGCUCGACAGCGCCAACCGCGAGGCGGUGGCAACCGUGAAGUUUGACAACCCACCGGCCGCGGGCGACUACUACGUCAACCCGUACCUGAUCGACAACUUCGGCCAGCCGGCCCUGUUCAUCAUGAACGCGAACGACCAGGCCGACCUGAGCAGGGAAGUGUUCGUCAACCACGGGUGGACCUCCCUGCACUUCUACAAGCCCGUCUCGGUGCACUCGACGUACCGGUCCCACGUCAAGAUGGAAGGCCCCAGUGAAGACGGCAUGUACCGCGGGGAUAUGAUCGUCUUCGAUGGCGACAACGACGUGGUGGCGCUGUUCAAGGGGAUCAAGGCGCAAAGCGUCCCGCGGCGGCUGAUGGAUUACAUCGUGCAUAUGCGCGACGACACCAAGUCGGGCAGUCCGGCGGGAGGAACUCUGCACGCAGGCACGCCGGCGCCUGCUUCUUCCUCCGUGCCGGGAGCCGCUGCGGCCGUUGCCAGCGAGGACGCCCAAGCGUCCGGGGAGGGGAAGCAGACUGUGCCCUGGUCCGCGGCGCUCAAGAUCAUCGCGGAGGAGAGCGGCGUGCCUGUGGCGGAGCUGCGUCCCGAAGCGACGUUCGCGGACCUCGGCGUCGACUCGCUUCUCUCGCUUCUGUGCGCCAGCCGGUUCCGCGAGGAGCUCGGGCUGCACUACGAGUCGUCCAUCUUCCUCGAGUAUCCGACUCUGGGCGCGCUCGAGCAGUUCUGGAAGCAGGGCGCGCCCGAGUCCAAGGCUCUCGGGGGCGGCGAUGCUGUCUUGAAGUCCAUGUUCGCCGACAGCCAGAUCACCUCCUCAGACUCUUCGAGCGAGGAAGAUCAGUCCGGGCACACUAGCUCGCCGUCAGCCGAGCCGGUUUCGUCCUCAGCCAGUUCCGACAUUGGCUCAGACCCUUCGUCCGAUAUCGCCGCCACCUCGCUGCUCCUCCAGGGCAACCCGGCGCUCCCGACAACGACCAAAACGCUCUUCCUGCUGCCCGACGGCUCCGGCUCGUGCUCGUCCUACGCCGGCCUCCCGCGCAUCCACCCCUCCGUGGCCGUGGUCGGCGUCAACUGCCCCUUCAUGAAGACGCCCGAGGCGUACACGUGCGGCAUCGAGCCCGUCGCGGACGCCUACAUCCGCGAGAUCCGCCGGCGGCAGCCGCGCGGCCCCUACGCGCUCGGCGGAUGGUCGGUCGGCGGCAUCUUCGCGUACCACGUGGCGCAGCAGCUGGUCGCGGCCGGCGAGGAGGUCACGGAGCUCGUGCUCAUCGACUGCCCGGUGCCGCGCGGCCUCGACCACCUGCCGCGCCGGUACUACGAGUACUGCCGCGACAUCGGCCUGCUCGGCACGGUCGACGGCCAGAAGAAGCGGACGCCCCCGGCGUGGCUGGUGCCGCACUUCGAGGCGUGCGUGAAUAGCUUGCAUGACUAUCACGCGAAGCCGUUCACGCCUGAGGCCGCUGCCCCCAGGACGCAGAUCAUCUGGGCAUGCGAUGCGAUUGACAAACAUCUGGAGCCCAAGUUCGAGCGGAGGCCGGACGAUCCGGAGGGGCUGAAGUUUCUCACGGCGACGAGGACGGACUUUGGGCCGGGCGGUUGGGAGACGUUGUUGCCGGAGCCGUGCAUCGAGCUGGCCAAGAUCACGGACAGUAACCAUUUUUCCAUGAUGCACGGGCAGUGCGUCAGGCGGUUGGCGGAGAUCAUUGAGGGGUUUCUCAUGAUUGGAAACUAA